Elaeis guineensis (African oil palm) is the source of this 2830-nucleotide messenger RNA. NCBI's taxonomy places the organism in Eukaryota, Viridiplantae, Streptophyta, Magnoliopsida, Arecales, Arecaceae. The record is from RefSeq and is a predicted model, not a curated record.
GGAUGGGUGGGUUGCAAAUUGGGCGAGUUUUUCUGGUCUUUUUUCGUGCAUUAUUGAGAUUUUUAUUGUCUUUCAUGUGUCGUUUUGCCGUAUUGGAUGUGAGGUUGUGUAUAUGGAUGAAACCGACGAUAUCCGAGGAGAACUUGAUGAAUUCGCUUUUGUGGUUUUGGUUUUCGAAUUUAGGGUUUUUGAGUGAUCUGGAGAGAUUGAUGCAUUUUUAACUCUCUUUUUUUAAUCAUUGCAGGGGUUGUACCGACAGAUAUUUGAUUUUUUUUUUUCUUUUUGUUUGUUUGCUCAUCGAAGGAUUAGAUUGAUAUUGGAGUGGUGUGAUCUGUUCUCAUGGUAAAAGUUCCAUUCUUUUUUCUGCGCAUGAGCUUUUUUGAUUUUUCGAUUGCUGGGCUUGAAUACUUUAAUUCGUCUCAUUAGCUUCGACUUUGGCUGCAAUGCCCGGAAUAAUGCUGGAUGGAGUUAAUGGGAAGGAGGCAUCCGAUGAGUUGAAUUCUUCUCAAAUUAAAGAGAAUCUGUCUACACCAACAUCUCCUAGGGGUUCUGCAAGCCCGAUGAGCGCUCCAACAGAGGAUCUGGACCUUCCUGUCGAGAGUUGUGUGGAACCAUCAAUCCAGCAGUUGUAUGAUAACGUGUGUGAGAUGGUGAGCUCCAGCGAGAGGUCCUCAUGUUGGGAGAGUUUUGAAUCUGAUGGUGAGGAAUCAAGGAUCGAUUUGGAGCUGCAACAUCUUGUUGGUGGGAAGAUGGAACAUGUUAGAGUAAUGGAAGAAGCGCGGGGUGCAAGUGUCACCAAUAUGGCCACAAGGAUAGAAAAUGGGUCAGCUGACAAGAAACAUGAGAGCCCAGUCAAGGCACAAUCUUCCCUUGCGUCAUCUGAAUCAUCAAAGAAAUCUAAGAAGCCUUCUCGAUCACAAGUGGAGUCAGAUGCCUCCUUCAAAUCCAGCUCGAAGAGCAAAGGCAGCUUCCUUGAGAGAGGUGAUAAGAGUGUAACAAAGCCCAACAGUAGAGCUGAUCACAUGAGGAAACAAAAGAAUUCCUUGCUGAGGGAGGCAAAGUAUCAAAAUGGAAAUGAUGAUCCAUCUGAAGCAGGGUUGGAUAACCCAGAUCUUGGGCCUUUCCUUCUUAAAAACGUGAGGGAUUUGAUUGCUUCUGAAAACCCACGAAGGGCUCUGAAAUAUGCCCUUCGAGCUGCGAAAUCAUUUGAGAAAUGUGCUGCUGGGAAGCCUAGUUUGGACUUAGUCAUGAGUCUUCAUGUUAUUGCUGCAAUCUACUGUGAUUUAGGACGGUAUGCUGAGGCUGUCCCUGUGCUUCAGCAUUCAAUUGAGAUCCCUGUGCUUGAAGAAGGCCAUGACCAUGCUCUUGCUAAAUUUUCUGGUUAUAUGCAACUGGGAGAUGCUUAUGCCAUGUUAGGUCAGCUUGAGAGCUCAAUCUGGUGCUACACAACUGGGUUGCAAAUCCAGAAACAGGCCUUGGGUGAUAGGGACCCAAGUGUUGGUGAGACUUGUCGCUACAUAGCUGAAGCACAUGUACAGGCUCUGCAAUUUGAUGAAGCAGAGAAGUUGUGCCAGAUGGCCCUUGACAUCCAUAGGGAGAAUGGUGCACCAGCUUUACUAGAAGAAACAGCAGACCGGUGGCUCAUGGGUCUCAUUUGUGAUACCAAGGGAGACCAUGAAAAUGCUCUUGAGCAUCUCGUCCAGGCAAGCAUGGCUAUGGCGGCCAAUGGCCAGGAAAAAGAUGUGGCUUCAGUGGAUUGCAGCAUUGGAGACAUCUAUCUCUCCUUGGGUCGAUACGAUGAGGCUGUUUUUGCAUACCAAAAAGCACUCACCGUCUUCAAAUCAACCAAAGGGGAGAACCAUCCAACUGUAGCUUCUAUCUUUGUGCGUCUUGCUGAUUUGUACCAUAAGAUGGGGAAGCUCAGGGAAUCGAAGUCAUAUUGUGAAGACGCCCUUCGAAUCUAUGGCAAGCCUAUUCCGGGGACCUCUGUCGAGGACAUUGCCAGUGGUCUCACUGAUGUUUCUGCCAUUUAUGGAUUGAUGAACGAGCAUGAGCAGGCAUUGAAAUUACUUCAGAAAGCCAUACAGACGUAUAAUAAAUCUGCUGGCCAACAAAGCAUAAUUGCUGGUAUUGAGGCACAUAUGGGGGUGUUGUAUUAUAUUGUUGGGAACUAUGGUGAGUCUUAUGCAUCAUUAAAGAAUGCUAUCACCAAGCUUCGGGCAUGUGGGGAGAAGAAGUCUGCUUUCUUUGGCAUUGCUCUGAACCAGAUGGGGCUAGCAUGUGUUCAGCGGUAUGCAAUUAAUGAAGCUGCAGAGCUGUUUGAGGAAGCUAGGAGUAUACUUGAACUGGAGUAUGGACUGUAUCAUCAAGAAACCCUUGGAGUGUAUAGUAAUCUUGCAGGAACCUACGAUGCAAUGGGAAGGCUGGAUGAGGCUGUUGAGAUAUUGGAAUAUGUUAUUGCGAUAAGGGAGGAGAAGCCGGGAAUAGCGAACCCGGAUGUUGAUGAUGAGAAGAGGAGGUUGGCUGAGUUGUUGAAGGAAGGUGGCAGGGUGAGAAACAGGAAAGCCAGGUCACUGGAAACUCUCCCUGACACCAACCAAAAUGCUAAAAAGGAAGACGUUAUUGCAGUAUGAUUCCCAUCAUGAGACAUGAAGCUUUGUAUACUAAGAUGUUCGCCUGGCUGUAUUGAUUCUUAUAAAGAUUUUGUUGGGAAGUGUAAAGAAGAAUAGAAUAGCGGAGCUCAACCUUGCAAGAUUUUGUUGUAUGUUCGUUCUUACAGAGAUUAUUCUAUUGGUUCUCAACUGUUUAUAGAAUUUAUAAAAUUCAGACA